GAUCGUAUCACAACAAAUCUAGGCACGAGCCUAGUAAGACGUUUACUACCUCGACAGUGAAUUUAUUUAUUUGUUGUAGUCAUCGCGUUUUGAAUAAAAAUUCAAUUAUGCCAUCUUUAUUAUUUGUUUUUUGUUUUUGUUCAAUAGUGGCAAUCAAUUGUCAGGAUAAUCCUCAAGUGAAAAUAUCAGAUGGGAAGUUGGAGGGUAAAGUUCUGAAGUCUAAGGAAGGCAGGGAUUUUUUUGCUUUUCAAGGGAUACCGUAUGCUGAGCCACCCUUAGGUGAAUUGAGGUUUAAGUCUCCUCGACCAAACGAACCAUGGGAUGGAGUUCUAGACGCAACACAGCCUCAUGCAGUAUGUCCUCAAAGAGAUUCCUACAGGCGGGUUGACCUAGUUGAGGGUGAUGAAGACUGUUUGUACCUGAAUGUUUAUACUCCAAAAUUACCCUCCAAAGGCGAUAAACCAUUACCUGUCAUGGUGUUCUUCCAUGGAGGUGGCUUCCAUUGUGGUGCAGGAAACUCAUAUUGGUAUGGACCAGAAUAUCUGCUCGAUAGGGAUGUCGUUUUGGUUGUUACAAAUUAUAGACUAGGUGCCCUUGGGUUCUUGAGCACCGGAGAUGAAGUGUCUCCAGGAAACUAUGGUCUCAAGGAUCAAUCUUUGGCUUUGAAGUGGAUCAAGAGGAACAUCAAACACUUCAAUGGCGAUCCGAGCAGUGUCACCCUUUUUGGUGAAUCCGCAGGAGGUGCUAGUGCUAAUUACCAUAUGCUUUCUCCACUGAGUAAAGGUCUCUUCAAAGGCGUUAUAUCUCAAAGUGGUACUUCAUUCUGUGUUUGGUCUCAUGCACCCGCAGGUGAGAACAAAAUUAAAGCCAAAAAGCUUGGCCAACUUGUUGGAUGCCCUACAACUUCAAGCAAAGAAUUGGUUGAAUGUCUUAGAGGUAUCGAUCCUAUGGUUUUCGUGAAACACGAUAGAGAUUUUAUGGAUUGGGACUUCGAUCCAAUGAUUCCCUUCAAACCAGUGGUUGAGCCUCCUUCAAAAGAAGCCUUCUUGAUUGAUACUCCAGCAAAUCUCUUCAAAGCUGGCAAAUUUGCGGAUGUUCCAUGGAUUGUGGGAGUUAACAAAGAAGAUGGACUUUUACGGUCUGCAGCUUAUGUUGGUGUACCAAAGUUGUUCGAAGAAUUGGAUGAAGAUUUCAACAACAAAACCGCUAUUUCCUUGAUGUACGAGCCGUUUGCAGAAAACCCCAAUCUUGUUAGCGAGAAAAUAAGAAAAUUCUAUUUUGGAGACAGGAAAAAACUGAACUUCGAGAAUUCCUUCAAAGACUUGACUGACAUGUACACUGAUGGUUGGUUCACAAAAUGUAUAGAUGAUGCUAUCAGAAUUCACUUGAAAGUAUCAAAACAACCAGUUUAUAAUUAUCUGUUUGCCCAUCGAAGUGGUGCAAGUUUCAGUGAAAUAUUUGGAGCUCCAGGAGAAGUUCAUGGAGUUUGCCAUGCUGAUGAAUUACAGUACCUGUUCCCAGUUGGUGAUGGACUGUUUCCGCACAAGAAAGUAACAGAUGAAGAUAGAAGAGUGAGAAGACUCAUGACAACUAUGUGGGAGAAUUUCGCAAAAACUGGAAAUCCUACUCCAGUAACCGAUGACUUGAUUACAACGAAAUGGACACCAAUAAAAUCAGAAAACCUCGAGUACUUACAUAUAGAUGGAAACACGUUAGAGAUGAAAGAUGCUUUAUUCAAGGAAAGAGUGAAAUUUUGGCGAAGUUUACCUCUAGAACCGAAGAAAGUAGUAGUAAAAGACGAGCUCUGAAGUGAAAUGAAGAUAUAAGAAAUUGAACUAGAUUUUAUUUAUGUCAGAAAUUAUUCUUGUAAAAAAAUAUAAUAUUUUAAUUGUU
This is a messenger RNA of Harmonia axyridis, 1893 nucleotides long. RefSeq names its product juvenile hormone esterase-like. NCBI's taxonomy places the organism in Eukaryota, Metazoa, Arthropoda, Insecta, Coleoptera, Coccinellidae. The record is from RefSeq and is a predicted model, not a curated record. The transcript is spliced from 10 exons. The coding region runs from base 108 to 1808 and encodes 566 amino acids.